AUGACCACUUCUAUCCAUGAACGCUCUGCGCUUGCUCAGCGUCCAUUUCGCAUUCGCAAAUCGCUGAAAGAACUGGUGUAUAGACCUCGAGUUCAGAAGCAUCGACAAGUCUCAUUACCAUUACCCCCGUUACCUCCUCAUGACCAUACCAGAGACGAAUACGUCUACGACAUCUUGUACGAAUGUCAACGAGGUUUGCUUCAAUUUGAUCCCAGUCCAUGGUGCGAUGCCGAUAUGAGAUACACUCCUAUGGAUCCAAAGACAUACCAAUUGCCGGAUCCCACGUGGGAAUGGGUCAGCAAAGACUGGAUGGUUGACAUGACGGACGAUGUCGAUGAAGAUUUGAAGAUGACCUAUGGAGCUGGGUGGCAGUACGCUCUCAAGUUUCACGGAGCGGCAUGGCACGGAAAUUACAAACAUUUUCGAUCUUUUGUACGACGGCGCCGGUGGAUCCGCCUGAGGCAUCGUAUUCAACCUCAGCAAAAUACCCAACAACAACAGCAACAACCAGAGACAGAUAAAAGCAUAACUUCCGUGCCCACCAGAACAUUGGUCUCUGUCGAUCGUUCGGAAGAAUCUUGUUCAUCUUCGCAUGAUGAUAUCCAUACCCGUGAACAACAGUUAUUUGAACGGAUGCAUCAGUGUCGAUUGGAUCGUGAGCGUUGGGAUAUCUUGCAAAAGGAGCUUUCAUCCGCUGGCCCCGAUUUUGAGGAUCUUAUUCUCCACAAAGCACGCGAUUACAUGGCAAUAUUUGAUUUUGAAAACUAUAAGCAAAAGUUUAUUCAUGCAAGUAGUCAUUUCCUGCUAUCAUAA
Messenger RNA from Radiomyces spectabilis, 813 nucleotides. RefSeq lists its product as uncharacterized. Bases 1 to 813 code for a protein of 270 amino acids. Lineage: Eukaryota; Fungi; Mucoromycota; Mucoromycetes; Mucorales; Radiomycetaceae. Gene Ontology annotation, cellular component: membrane. The transcript has 8 exons. The record is from RefSeq and is a predicted model, not a curated record.